This is a messenger RNA of Dictyostelium discoideum AX4, 2643 nucleotides long. RefSeq names its product leucine-rich repeat-containing protein. The record is from RefSeq and is a predicted model, not a curated record. Lineage: Eukaryota; Evosea; Eumycetozoa; Dictyosteliales; Dictyosteliaceae. The coding region runs from base 1 to 2643 and encodes 880 amino acids. The transcript has a single exon. Gene Ontology annotation, molecular function: GTPase activator activity.
AUGAGUGAAUUACCACCACCAAAAAUAUUAGUGGAUAGUAUAGAAUUAAUACCACAAAAUUCCCCACCAAAAGGUGGUGGAUUAUCAUCAUCGUUUGAUAAUAAUGCCGAAGAGUUAUCAACAAUAAACAAUACAAAACUUCAUAAAUCACCACCACAAACUAAACCUAGAAGACCAUCAUCACCAUUAGCAUUCAUAGCAUCAGCAUUUCAUUCACCAAAUAAAAAGAAAAGUAGUAAAAAAAAUAAAAAUUUACCAGAUGGAUUAGGUGAACUUACUCUUAGUCCUGAUUCAUCAGAUUUUGAAGAUACAACUACCAAUGAUAAUGAUGAUCAUAAAGAACAUAAAGAACAUAAAGAACAUAAAGAACAUAAAGAACAUAAAGAUAAAGAACACAAAGAACAUAAAGAUAAAGAACAUAAGCAUAAAGAUAAAGAACAUAAAGAUAAAGAUAAAGAACAUAAGGAUAAAGAUAAAGAACAUAAAGAUAAAGAACAUAAAGAUAAAGAACAUAGACAUCAUCAUAUUAGACGUCAUAAAAAUGUAGAAUUAAAUAAAGCAGUUGAUUUUAAUGAAGAUGAUGAAACAAGUACAAUUACAACAAGUUUGGGAUCAAGUAAAAAAGAAAAAGAGAAUAAAGAAUCAAAACAUGGUCAAUUAAAGAAAUCAUUAAGUAAAACAUUUUUUAAAUCUACAGAUAAAUUGAAUAUAAAUAAUUUACCACAUACAGUUAUAACAAAGAUUUUAUAUUAUUUAAUAGAGAAUAAAGUUGAUUUAGAGAAAUCAGAGAUAAGAUUUAGUGGUUCACCAGAGGGUGAAAGUGCAUCCAAUAACGGAAGCAACAACAAUGGUCAAUUAAGUAUGUCAGGUGGUUCAUCAGGUUCUGAUGGUGGUUCACCAUUGGGAUCAUCAUUAUUAAAUAGUUUAAAUAAUAGUGGUAGUAAUAGUGGCAAUGGUAUAAUAGUUAAAAAGAAUCCAAAUUUAGAAUUGGAAACAAUUUGUUUAGUUUGUAAAUUAUGGGGAUGUAAAUUAGCUCCACAAGUAUUCACUUAUUUCACUGUUAAAUCACCAAAACAUUUACGUUCAUUAAUUCAAUUGACAACACAAGGUUUAAUUGAGGGUGGUAAGAAAUUUAAAUUUUACUAUGUUGCAAUGCAUAUUGAUAAAUCAUCAACAUUUCAAAAAUUUAUGAAUGUUGUAAAACAUACAAUGCCAGAUCGUGUACCUGAGAAAUUCAUGAAAGCUACCACUAAACCGAUCUUAUCAAAUUCAUUUAGUAAAAAUUUAUUCACCCAAUUCUUUGAGGUUGCAAAUUCGAUGACUUAUUUUAGAUUCUAUCAAAAAUGGAUCUCGCCAGAGAAUUUCAUGGCAAUUGGUAAUGCAUUGAGAAUUAAUACUUCCAUUACUCAUUUAUCAUUUCGUCAUGGUAAUUUAGAUGAUGAUUCAAUAGAUGCAGUUAUAAAUGCACUAUCAGAGAAUACUACUAUUGAAUCGAUAGAUUUUCGUGGUAAUAAACUUGGUAAUGCAACAGCUAUAAAAUUGGCACAACUUAUGUCAACCAAUAAGACAAGUUUGAAAACCAUUGAUUUCUUUUACAAUCAUAUUGCACCAGAGGGUGGUAUUGCAUUGGCAAGAGCAAUGAAAACCAAUAAUAAAUUGGAGAGACUUUAUUUACGUUUAAAUUAUAUCAAUGGUCAAACUGCAAUUAUGCUUGGUAAUUCAUUGGCUCAUAAUAGUACUUUGAAAUCGGUUCAUUUGGAUCAUAUCGAUGAUCAAUCGGGUGCUGUAUUUUUCGAAUCAUUAGGUAAAUCAACCACCACCGUAUUGAAUGAAUUGAAUUUAUCAAAUUGUCAAUUAGAAAGUGCAAGUGCAUCAGAGAUUUCAAAAACACUCUCAAAGAAAACUUCUACAUUAGUGGACAUUAAUUUUAAAUCUAAUAAAUUGGGUGUAAGUUUAAUAUCGAUUGCGAGAGCAUUGGAAGUUAAUAGUACAAUUACAAGAUUAAAUCUUUCCGAUAAUAGAAUUUUCGAUACUUCAGGUGGUUGGGAAUUAGCCGAUGCUUUAUCGAAUAAUAAAACUAUUACUGCCCUAUCUCUAUCAACCAAUAGUUUAGGUAAUGGUUUUGCAGAGGGUAUUGCUCGUGCAUUAAAUUCUUCAACUUGUUCAUUGAAAUCGUUGGAUAUCUCUGGUAAUCAAAUCGACUAUGCUGGUGCCAAAUAUAUCGCAGAGGCUUUAUCAAAUAAUAAAACUUUAAAACUUUUAAAUAUGAGUCAAAACAAGUUAUCACCUCAAUUUGGUCAAUUAAUUGCAGAUUCAUUAAAAGUAAAUAGAUCAUUAAUUCAUUUAGAACUCUCUUAUACUUCUUUAGGUGAUAAAGGUAGUUUACCAAUUGCUUCAUUAUUAGCAAAUGAUGGUACUCAUUUAAUUCGUUUAAAUAUGAAUGAAAAUGAAAUAAAUGAUAAAGUUGGUAUAAUCUUUGCUGAAUCAUUAGCUACAAAUACUCAUAUUCAAGUUUUAGAUCUUAGUUUUAAUAAAUUAACUUAUCGUUCAAAAGAAGUUUUUGAACGUUCAUUAAAAACAAAUUUAUCAAUUACAAAUAUUUCUUUUAAUUUAGUACCAUUAAAAUGGAAAUAUCAAUUUUAA